Messenger RNA from Silurus meridionalis, 1480 nucleotides. RefSeq names its product homeobox protein HMX3-A-like. Gene Ontology annotation, molecular function: DNA-binding transcription factor activity, RNA polymerase II-specific; RNA polymerase II transcription regulatory region sequence-specific DNA binding. The record is from RefSeq and is a predicted model, not a curated record. Gene Ontology annotation, cellular component: nucleus. The coding region runs from base 370 to 1260 and encodes 296 amino acids. Lineage: Eukaryota; Metazoa; Chordata; Actinopteri; Siluriformes; Siluridae. Gene Ontology annotation, biological process: regulation of transcription by RNA polymerase II. The transcript has 2 exons.
UUCUCUCUCUCUCUCUCUCUCUCUCUCUCUCUCUCUCUCUCUCUCUCUUAGCCAUGUUAUUCCUCCUUAAAUCCCAUUUGCCAUUGUGCUCACAGCUCAGUGUCUGCAUUUAACUUGGAUGACAUUUUGAUUUCAUCAUUACCCUCCAGACGCGUCCAUUCAUCAUCUAUCUAUCUAUCUAUCUAUCUAUCUAUCUAUCUAUCUAUCUAUCUAUCUAUCUAUCUAUCUAUCUAUCUAUCUAUGUUUGACUUAUUCAAGUUUUUUUCUGGAGCGCGUGAGGAAUCUUAAAACCCCAGAUCUUCUUGAUAUAUUUAGAUAUAAUUUUUCCAUCUCCGGUGAAGGACCGUGUGGGUUUUUUAUGGUGAUCCAAUGGCCGAGACAACGCCGGAGACUCGCCCGUUUAAAGACUCUCCGUUCUCCAUCAAAAACCUGCUGAACUGCGAGAGCAAGCCCACCCUGAUCAAACCCAAAGCCAUCAUGAACUCGGCUAAAGGACUUCUGGAGCACGGCCUGGCCCUGUCCCGGGUCGGGGAGCUCGGCUUUCCGCGCUUUGAUUUGCCGAUGCAGAGGUUUGGAUUAGCGGCUCACUGGUGGUACCCGUACGGACACUUACACAGAACUGCAGUGCCAGAGAGACACGCGCUCAGAGACUCAUCCCCGGCGUCCGGUACAGACAGAGACUCACCGGAGCCGCGGCUCGCGCUGGAACCGGACGCCAGAGAGGACGAGGAGAGCAAAAGCGUGGACGAGAUCCUGCUGGAGGAGAGCGACACGGACGAGCCGAAGCGCGAGGACGCGACGGAGGCCGGGGGCGCGGCGGCGGCGGGUGGCACGGCGGCGGAGAGCUCAGACAAGCGGCCGCCGUGCCGGAAAAAGAAGACGCGCACGGUGUUCUCGCGCAGCCAGGUGUUCCAGCUCGAGUCCACCUUCGACGCCAAGCGGUACCUGAGCAGCGCCGAGCGCGCGUGUCUGGCCUCCAGCCUGCAGCUCACCGAGACCCAGGUGAAGAUCUGGUUCCAGAACCGGCGCAAUAAGUGGAAGCGGCAGCUGGCGGCGGAGCUCGAGGCGGCGAGCCUGAGUCACACGGCCGCGCGUCGCAUGGUCCCGGUUCCGGUGCUGUACCGCGAGGGCUCGUCCAGCGACACCGCCAGCGCCGCGUCCGGCCACGCCGCUGCCGGGCAGCCGCUCCUCACCUUCCCACAUCCGGUCUAUUACCCGCAUCCGGUGGUCGCCGCCGUGCCGCUGCUCAGACCCGUAUGAACUUCACCAGCGCGCGCCUCAUCCUCAUCAUCAUCACCAUCAUCAUCAUCAUCAUCAUCAUCAUUCACUGCCUACAUUCAUGAACCAUUUAUAACCUGAUCUUAUGUUUCUAAAGAAAUAAACAAAGUAUUUUGUCCAAAAUAGGACAAAAACAGAUUAUUAUUAUUAUUAUUAUUAUUAUUAUUAUUAUUAUUAUUAUUAUUAUUAUUAUUAACUGUAA